AGCGAGCGCAACAGAGCCUUUCAAAGCCAUGGUCUCUAUUACCACCAUCGUGCCCGUCUUGGCAUGCUUCAUCGUCUCGCUGUCGCAGGUCAGCGCCCACGGCUACAUGUACAUCCCGCUAGCCGAAUUCACAGACUCGGUCACUUCGGCCUGGAUCGUGCAGAUUGAGCCGCAGUGGUCGGGUGAUUGGGACAGCUGCAGUAGCAGCGAUGACGACUGUUUGACGACGCUCUACACUUCGCUGAAGGAGUCGAACGGCUACAGUGAUAUUCGUGCGUUGCUCGACAGCGACACUGAUCUGUACGGAGCCAACUGUGGCUUCACUGACCCGGACGCUACGCCGAAAGACCCGCCAACCACGGGCGAUGCUACCUUCUCUCGUGGCAUGGUCCAUGCUGGUCCAUGCGAGAUCUGGCUGGACGAUACGAUGGUGCUGAGUAACGACGACUGCCAGACUGCGUACGGUGACGGCACUCAAGAUAAGGCAUCGGUAUUCACACCUGUGGAUUACUCGUCGUGCUCGACGGGUGGCUGCAUGCUGAGGUUUUACUGGUUGGCGUUCCAAGGUGUAGACAGCAAGAUGGUGUGGCAGGUCUACAAGGAUUGUGUUCCACUAACCGGCCCCGCUGAGGGUACGUCGACCAACUCAACGUCCUCGACAUUGACGACUGGCAGCUCCACGACAGAGGACGUCUCGACAUCGAGCAGCUCCGGUACUCCGGACAAUUUCUCAACGACUGAGACCCCUAUGACCACGACAGCGACGUCUACCUCAACAUCGACAACGACAGACGCACCGACGUCGACGCCUUCACCGUCUGAGAAGUGUACUGCACGUAAGCGAAAGUGAAAAGUGGGAGACUCGAAGCAUUUUGAGGAUUAGUCCAAAAUUCUCAGUUCAAAGCAUUUGAGCCUCAAACGAUAUAUAAAACGAUCGCACCUUUCUUUCUAUGCGGUUCACAUCCAAUCAGCGAUUGCAUCAUCUAAAAACGGGAAUUCCACGCCAAACGCGAGCCAGCUCAGAUUCCG
Phytophthora nicotianae INRA-310 is the source of this 1029-nucleotide messenger RNA. RefSeq lists its product as hypothetical. Bases 29 to 850 code for a protein of 273 amino acids. NCBI's taxonomy places the organism in Eukaryota, Oomycota, Peronosporomycetes, Peronosporales, Peronosporaceae. The record is from RefSeq and is a predicted model, not a curated record. The transcript has a single exon.